AUGGCGGCCUCCGACGAUCUCAUCAACUUCGAUAUCAUCGAGAAUCAGAAGGAAAACAUCCAGUCCCUACCCGGGGGGCGCUCGGCAAAGGAGCUUGCCCGUAUCUUUUCUCCGAGAGAUCCCAGUGACAGCCUGGCAUCCCCUUCACCUAAUGAAACAAGAACUCUCAACGAUGCCAUUCGACAAGAAUACGAAGCCGAGUUGAAGGCAAUUGAUGACUCAGAUGACCCGCUUGACAUUUAUGACCGCUAUGUGAAAUGGACAUUGAAUGCAUACCCCUCCUCCCAAGCAACCGCCGAGUCUGGUCUUCUCCCUCUACUAGAAAGCGCCGUCAAGGCAUUCCUCAAUUCCCCCCUCUACAAGAAUGACCCUCGAUAUCUGCGGUUAUGGCUUCAUUAUAUAAGGCUCUUUUCCGACUCUCCAAGGGAGACAUUUGCUUUUCUAGCACGUCAUCAUAUCGGCGAAGGACUGGCUCUGUUCUAUGAGGAAUUUGCUGCCUGGCUUGAAGGGGCUGGAAGAUGGACCCAGGCCGAGGAGGUGUACCGACUCGGUGUGGACCGCGAGGCUAGACCAACUGAGCGCCUGAUCCGAAAAUACAGUGAAUUCCAGAGAAGAUACGAGCAACGCACACAAGAUAGCGGACCUUCGUCGCCCGCGCUGCCGGCGGUACGCCCCGCUCUCGCCGCCAAAAUCGACCCAUUUUCUCUACCUGCCACCGCGGGUCCAGAUGCACAAGUCCAGAGACCAGCUCCGUCGACUGCAGCCGCUCCGCGCACAAAGUCAGGGAAACCGAAGAUGGCUAUCUUCUCCGAUACCGAUCCCGCAGCUAGCCAACCUGCUGUUUCCGAACCGACUAAGGGAUGGGAUAGUAUUGGGUCAAUGCAGGAAAGAAGGAAGGAGAACAGAGUGGAAGCAAGGCCGUGGGCUGGAGAGACACUUAAGGCAGGAAAGAAGGCUGCUCCGAAGGAGAAGAUGGCUAUCUUCAGAGAUGAGUCAAAAUCAGAUCUACCUCUCAAAGAGUCAGUCCCAACCAAACACAUUCCAGAACAUCAUGUAAGGGAAGCGGUAAAUCCAAGGACUGGAAGACGGGAGCGCGUGUUUGUCAACCUGGAGGCAGUAUACCCCGAUCAUAGGAACCCCAGCAAAGAAAUCAGUUUUGAAGAGCUUCGGGCAAUGCAUCGCGGUUGGAUGGACAAAGACUGGCGGUCUCAAAAAGCACCCCUAAAGCAAAUUUCCGGCAAUGUUGCUUGUCCCGAAAUCCAAGCAGAAAACUUCAUUGAGCAGAGCCUCGAUCAUGAGCUCCCAGAGCAGUUCAAUCGAAAGUUGACAGUGAAGGAUGCAGAUUCGCAAGAAGCCCAAUUGGCAACCGAUCUUCAGGGGUCAUAUGAGGGUAAAUCUGGCAAAGCGCGGAAAAUGAAACUUCGUGAAGUCAAAGGCGAGACCCAGACAAUCAAAAUGAAAUUCGACUCCCCAACUAAACACAAGGUUCGUCGCAAGAGUACUGCUGAGCCGACUAUGACGAUCCAUACUCGCGCUGCUACCGAUGAGAUCUACAGUAUCUUCAAUCAGCCAUUAAAGGCAGAGACUGAGAUAGCAGAAAGUAGUGACUUUGACGAUGAUGAUUACACAAGUGCUGGUGAGAGCACAGUAACUGGCCACCUCUCGGCCGCUUCCAGCGACUUUGGCGACGACGAGACUACCACUUUCCACCGAUCUGACGAUGAAGCUGAUGAGGAUUUCGAUGAUGAAACGCGGGCAGAAAGCGUUAUUGAUGGUGAAUGGACUCAGUAUUCGGCCAAGGAUGACGCAGAUCUGCUUCCUCCGGAUUCACUGGUGGGCCAGGAUAACACAAGUGUUGAUGAAACGGCCAGAAGAGAAAGAUUCGUGCCCGAAAUGCCGGAGGACUAUAAUCCGCCAUAUGGUCCGUAUCGAGAUCCUGCCGUGGUUGCCCAGAAUCGCCUGCCUUUCAUGACGCCGAUUGUUGAACGGACAGAACACUCCUUUCCUUCCAUGACAGCUGCUCGAAACAGCCUUUACAACACCAAAACGCCAUCUAAACCGCAAAUGGGCAACCUUCUAAUGACUCCACUAGUUCGGCCAACGCCACAGCAAUCGGAGAAUCUUAUCGGCUUCCCAGAAGAUGUAGCAAUGAGUCCGACUGCGCAAAAGGCACGAUCCAGCCCCAGACUACUCUCGCCGUUGAAGGGGCAGCAGCAGCAGCACCGGGCAGUCAUCAACGAGGCCCAGUGCAAUCCCACCGACAAGACAAUCCGCAACACCAUCCUUCAUUCCCUCGACCCACCACUGAUGUCCUAUCAAGGGUACCAUGGCCACCCCGAACAGGAUAGCCACUACGCCCCUGCAAUUCAGAAGUUUGUCAAGACCCACAUCAAGCGUCCUCGGAGCGGCGACGAAGCCUCGUUCGAUGUGCCGAUUCUUGAAUUGCCAGGUGCUGAGAGAAGCUAUAUCAUCAGACGAGAGCUUGGAGCCGGAGCCUAUGCACCUGUUUACCUCGCGGAGAGUGUCGACAGUCUGGAAGCAUGCCCAUCCUCCGAUUCAGAUGAUGGUAGUCGAGGUUCCCAGUUCACGGCUGGAAGAAGAUCGAUGACCCCUAACACAUCUCGUUUUGGUUUCGAGGCAAUCAAAUUGGAAGUUGGGCCUCCGAACGCUUGGGAGUUUUACAUGAUACGGACUGCGCACGAACGCCUGAACCAGAUGUCAGAUUUGUCACGGGCAGCAGACAGUAUCAUUCGGGCUCACGAACUUCAUGUCUAUAAAGGGGAGAGCAUUCUUGUGGAGGAUUACCGGGGACAGGGUACUCUCUUGGACCUGGUUAACAUGAUUCGGAAUGAAUCUAUCACGGCCAAUGGUACGAGUGAGGGCGGUUUAGAUGAAGCACUGGCCAUGUUCUUUACCGUUGAGCUGUUCCGCACUGUCGAGGCACUCCAUGCUUGUGGCAUCCUGCACGGUGACAUAAAAGCUGACAACUGUCUGGUCCGUUUCGAUGAUAAGUCAACAACGCCAUCACUCCUCGACCUGGACGAAGAGAUCACCGAUCCACGCGAGCUCCAUUAUUCCCCUCGCGGUCUGUGCGGCUGGCGCAGCAGAGGCCUGUCGUUGAUCGACUUUGGUCGUGGCAUCGACAUGCACGCGUUCCAGCCAUCGGUCCAGUUCAUGGCUGAUUGGGAGACCGGCAAGCACGAGUGCAACGAGAUCCGUGAGAUGCGGCCCUGGACCCACCAAAUCGAUCUUUACGGUCUCGCAGGGACCGUGCACGUCAUGCUCUUCGGCAAGUACAUCGAAUCUACCCCCGUACGGAAGAGCGAGGGCGGCUCGGCGACGAUGCGCACCUAUCGCAUUCGCGAAUCUUUCAAGCGCUACUGGGACCGGGAGAUCUGGAGCGAUGUUUUCGACCUCCUCCUCAAUCCUGGUGCCGAGCGGUGGGUGCAGAUGGAACUGGGUGCAACGAACCCGGGCCCGGUCGACAUGGAGAACCCCGCGGUUCUUCCCGUUCUGCAAUCCAUGCGGUAUGUCCGUUCAAAAAUGGAAGAUUGGCUACUGGCCAAUGCAGAGAAGAAGAGCCUCGGCCUGCAGAUCCGCAAGCUCGAGGCUGUUGUUGCAGAGAGGAAGAAGAAAUUGGAGAGGUCGUAA
This is a messenger RNA of Aspergillus clavatus NRRL 1, 3651 nucleotides long. RefSeq names its product putative checkpoint protein kinase (SldA). The record is from RefSeq and is a predicted model, not a curated record. Gene Ontology annotation, molecular function: ATP binding; protein kinase activity. NCBI's taxonomy places the organism in Eukaryota, Fungi, Ascomycota, Eurotiomycetes, Eurotiales, Aspergillaceae. Gene Ontology annotation, biological process: meiotic sister chromatid cohesion, centromeric; protein phosphorylation; mitotic spindle assembly checkpoint signaling. Bases 1 to 3651 code for a protein of 1216 amino acids. The transcript has 3 exons.